This is a messenger RNA of Xenia sp. Carnegie-2017, 1391 nucleotides long. Its product is annotated as tartrate-resistant acid phosphatase type 5-like. The record is from RefSeq and is a predicted model, not a curated record. Gene Ontology annotation, molecular function: ferrous iron binding; acid phosphatase activity; ferric iron binding. The transcript has 5 exons. NCBI's taxonomy places the organism in Eukaryota, Metazoa, Cnidaria, Anthozoa, Malacalcyonacea, Xeniidae. Bases 94 to 1125 code for a protein of 343 amino acids.
CAAAGCAAAAGCAUUAAGUAAUAUUAAUAUUGUCUGCUUCAUAGUUACGUAAGUCUAACUUCGGAAGAUUUUAUAAAUCUCAUAAGUUAGAAAAUGGCACAUAUGCGAAAUUUUUGCGCUCACAUCAAACUAAUGCUGUUUUUUCUGAUUGUCCAUCACAAAGACUGUGUUGUUGAAUGUCGUGAAAUCCAAUCGUAUAGUUCCUUACGAUUCUUUGCCAUUGGUGACUGGGGAGGUCAGCUUUUUUCACCAUAUACGACUAAAGUAGAAAGAGCUGUUGCAAAGGAAAUGGGAAUCAUGGCCGACUAUUUUAAGCCAGAUUUCAUUCUUGCUCUUGGGGAUAAUUUUUAUACGUUUGGUGUGAGAGAUGUUGAUGAUAAAAGAUUUCAAGAAACAUUUGAAGAUGUUUUCACAGCAUCUUCACUUCAUGUUCCUUGGUAUAUUUGUGCUGGAAAUCAUGAUCACUAUGGUAAUGUUUCAGCAGAAAUAGCUUAUUCUAAGAAAUCUAGUCGAUGGAACUUUCCUGAUUACAAUUACACAAAAAUAUGGACUAUUCCAGGUUCGUCCAGCACCCUACAGAUAGUAAUGAUUGAUACAAUCAUACUUUGUGGAAUCAGUGAAUCUGGUGAUGCCGCGAUUCGUCUUCAGGGUAUGGCCCAAAAAUCCAAAAGAGCUCUGGAGCACUGGGCAUGGGUUGAGAGGACUCUAGCAAAGUCAUCAGCAAAUUAUCUGUUGGUUGGUGGGCAUUAUCCUGUAUGGUCAAUAGCGGAACACGGACCCACCGAAUGUUUGCUUAAAUCAUUGAAGCCUCUUUUAGAAAAAUUUCAUGUCACUGCUUAUCUGUCUGGACAUGAUCAUAAUCUUCAGCAUUUAGAUGAUGGUUCUGGAGUACAGUAUAUUGUAUCUGGCUGCUCUAACUUUGUGAACAAUUCAACUGCGCAUUUUAAUGAUGUACCGAAAAUGUCAUCCAAAUUUUUUUGGGCUGACUAUUCAAAACUGGGUGGUUUUGCAACAUUUCGAGCUACACCUGACGUAAUGGAUAUGACGUUUGUUGAUUCAAGAGGAGCAUCGUUGUACAGUAUUCCUCUCGAACCAAGGAUUCUAUACUCUAAAGUGAAAUUUUGAUCCAUUAGAGUAGAAAAACUGUAGCUUACAUUAUACUUUUUUAUUCCAAUCAAAUCAUACAUUGGCAUAUUUUUAUAUACAUUUUUCUAUUGAUACAAAUCAUAACAUUUUUUUGAUGACUCAGCAAAGACUAGUGAGAAAUUAACUAAUAACUUCUUGUCUAGUGUCUAAGAAAGAAAAAAGCGGACUGAAAGUGGGCUUUCACUAGUACAAUAGAAAUAUAUCUCUGUGUUUCUCUUGGAAAUAUCAAGAAUUGUGGGUCAAAA